Molecule: messenger RNA, 1417 nt
Organism: Hyalella azteca
Lineage: Eukaryota; Metazoa; Arthropoda; Malacostraca; Amphipoda; Hyalellidae
Product: glycine-rich cell wall structural protein 1.0
Exons: 4
Coding region: 93-902 (269 amino acids)
Source: RefSeq, a predicted model, not a curated record
CACAUCAGCACCCCGCUUCCUCCGGUGAAAAGCUCACUGCUUCUUCUCGGAGUUCCAGAAUUCCAUCGAAUCUUGAACCGCAACUCGAUACGAUGGCAACGAAAAUUGUAGCAUUCGCUUUUCUAUGCGUUGGAGUGGUUCUCGCCAGCGAUGACAUCACCAGAACAAAGCGCGGUGUGCUCGGUGGAGGAGGCGGUUAUGGAGGUGGAGGUGGCGGAUAUGGUGGAGGUGGAGGUGGCGGAUAUGGUGGAGGUGCAGGUGGCGGUGGAGGAGGAAGCUACGUCAUCGUUGGCGCUGGUGGCGGAGGAGGAGGACACGGCCCAAGCGGCGGUGCCAUCGCCAACCAGGCCGCGGCCAACGCCGUAGCUGCGGCCGCCGGCCAAAAGGGCGCAGCUCAAGCAGCUGCAGCUGGAGCUGCCGCCUCUGCAGCAGCCAUUGCAUCUGCAGCCUCGCAGACAGCGCAGGCUGCUGCCGCCCACAAGCAGGCCAUGGCUGCCCAGAUCACCCAGGCGGCACAAGGCGCCCAAGCCGCGGCAUUCGCCGAGGGAUCCUUGGCAGGCAAGGCCAACAUCGCCCAGCAGGCUGCCAAGAACACCGCCAGCCUGGCUGCUGGACUCGCCAAUACCCUCAGCCAACUGGCUGGUGAGGCAAAUGGCGUGGCUGCGCAGUCUGGUAACAGCUUCGCCGCCAUUCAAGGUGUGCUGGACGCCCAACAGGCGAUGGCUUGGCAGGCACAGCAGGCAGCCAACUCGCUCAACCAGCAACAGACCGUCUCGCUCAACGACCUGCAGUCUGCCCAGUCGGCUGCUGCACAGGCCCAGGCGGCAGCCAGCAAGGCUCUGGCUAAGGCUGGAGGCGCCGGUUACGGCACCGGUGGCGGUGGCGGUGGCGGCUAUCAUUGAGACGUCUUUUGGCAGACAGACGAGCUCAGCACUCAUGAUGAUGGCGUCGGUCUUAAUGCUGCUCCGAAAAAAGAGGUUACAAAUCUCGACUCUGAAGAAUUAUCGAAUGCUGUUUCCAAUGACGUUAUGAUGAAUGUUUUGUCUAAUCCAGAGGCAAAGCCACUGGCUCAGAGCAGAGCCAUUCCUCUAGUUAGAAGUAAACUCUUUCCUCUAAUUGCAUCUGUCUUGUUGACAUUCAUCGUAUGAAAUGUCUUAAAAGCAAGGUGGCUAGUUCAGCUGAUUUUUUUUCGGUUGUAUGCUUUCGAGAAAUUGAUAUUUUAUUUUCAUAGGUCAUGGUAGCAAUGUUCGAUAAUUCAUUAGUGCUCUAAGUUUCGAAGGUCUCGUGUACCGAGGCUGGUUCCUGAGAACGAUGCACGACUCUGAUAAGUGUUUAUGUUUUUAUGGUUUACUUGCACCCGAUUAAGACGAUUAGAUUUUAAUAGUGUCUAAAUAAAUAAAUAUGCUAUCCCACAAAA